CUCCUCCCAUACCCUUUUAGCUUCAGUCUUCAUUUCCACUCUUCAUCUUCCUCCUUGUUGACUCUCAUCCAGCGGUGAUCACAAAUAUGGGAGAGGAUCAGAGUUCUGCUUUGAGUACAAAAAUUGAUUGUGAUCAAGCUUGUGAUGCACUUUAUGGUAACUAUGAAACAUGUCUUUGUUACCGCGACAUGAAGAGCCAUGGCAGCCAGGGCAAGAGCCCCUAAAUCAAGCAACAUCAGACUUUGAUUCCCGAAUGGAAAAUUGAUUGGGAUCAAGCUAGUGAUGUUAGAUGUCACCUUUCACCUUUUUGACCUUAGAUGGAAAGAAUAAUCCAUGUGAAAACUUUAGUAAAUUCUGAGUAAGCAU
Messenger RNA from Rubroshorea leprosula, 366 nucleotides. The record is from the annotation of a GenBank genome assembly. Lineage: Eukaryota; Viridiplantae; Streptophyta; Magnoliopsida; Malvales; Dipterocarpaceae.